Messenger RNA from Solea solea (common sole), 1175 nucleotides. It is a transcript of the gene ube2al, whose product is annotated as ubiquitin conjugating enzyme E2 A, like. Gene Ontology annotation, biological process: proteasome-mediated ubiquitin-dependent protein catabolic process; DNA repair; protein polyubiquitination. Gene Ontology annotation, cellular component: HULC complex. The transcript has 6 exons. The coding region runs from base 55 to 513 and encodes 152 amino acids. NCBI's taxonomy places the organism in Eukaryota, Metazoa, Chordata, Actinopteri, Pleuronectiformes, Soleidae. Gene Ontology annotation, molecular function: ubiquitin conjugating enzyme activity. The record is from RefSeq and is a predicted model, not a curated record.
UUAGCCGAUAAUAAGGUAUCGGUGUUGCCGCCACGUUUUUUUUUAUAAGACAUCAUGUCAACCCCGGCCAGAAGACGACUUAUGAGGGAUUUUAAACGAUUACAAGAAGAUCCUCCUGCUGGUGUCAGUGGUGCUCCGUCUGAAAACAACAUCAUGGCGUGGAAUGCAGUCAUAUUUGGCCCUGAAGGAACGCCCUUUGAGGAUGGUACAUUUAAACUAAUUGUAGAAUUCACAGAAGAAUAUCCCAACAAACCCCCCACAGUACGAUUUGUGUCAAAGAUGUUUCAUCCAAAUGUUUAUGCAGAUGGAAGUAUAUGUUUGGACAUCCUACAGAACCGUUGGAGUCCCACCUAUGAUGUAUCAUCUAUUCUCACAUCUAUCCAGUCUCUGCUCGAUGAACCAAACCCCAACAGUCCAGCCAACAGCCAGGCUGCCCAGCUUUACCAGGAGAACAAGCGGGAGUACGAGAAGCGCGUGUCUGCCAUCGUAGAACAAAGCUGGAGAGACAGUUGACCUGACUCACCUGAUCGCUGUCCUCUCCAUCGUAAAGCUGUGUGUGCUGCAAGUUUUAGUGGAGUACCUCUGUAUCUUUGGGCCCCCUCCCCCAACGUUUUUGAUUUUAAGCUUUUAUGCACUUUACCUUCUGCCUCCCUUCAUUGGACAUUUUCUUUACUCAUUCACCGGGAGGGAAACUUUUUUCUAUUCUACUCAUUUCCUGUCCAUCAGGGGAAAUGUGCUGAAUCUUGCCUUGAUGUUUUGUAAGUAUGGACUUUGUGAGCCGUUACCCAAAACUUCUGGUGUGUUCUAACAUGCUGUAGUAACUCCCCAUGAGGCUGUCACCAGUCAGUCCUAGAUCCUCUUCUCUUGUGCCCCCCCAAAUCUGUUCUGUCAAGUUUGUUUUCACCAAGGCUCCAGUGUGAUCACCCCACUUUUCCGAGGGAGAAUGAGCAGUCUGAGCAUUACGUACCACGACAAAGUCAGACAUCUUGACACCAUGUGAUUUGCUGUGCUGUGAACUCUUGUUACAUGCAUGACAGUAAGAGUGUACUCGCGUUCCUUUUCAGUACUCAUGUAUAUAGGAAAACUGCAACUGAAUUUAUGUACAGAUUUUGCACUGCUUGUCUCCCGUGUCAUUUUUUUCAGCAGUUGUAAAUAAAAAGGCCAUUUCAUCCUUU